Messenger RNA from Hypanus sabinus (Atlantic stingray), 8454 nucleotides. RefSeq names its product ubiquitin specific peptidase 19 (gene usp19). Gene Ontology annotation, biological process: protein deubiquitination. The transcript has 28 exons. Gene Ontology annotation, molecular function: cysteine-type deubiquitinase activity. NCBI's taxonomy places the organism in Eukaryota, Metazoa, Chordata, Chondrichthyes, Myliobatiformes, Dasyatidae. The record is from RefSeq and is a predicted model, not a curated record. Bases 605 to 5053 code for a protein of 1482 amino acids.
GGCCGGUGACGUAACCCAACGGCGGAAGUUUGGGUUUGUCCGUCGCUCCGCGUCCACUUGAGGCCCCGAACAGGACAAUCGCGACCCCGUGUCCCCCGUUCACUCUCUCCGCCUCUCCCAUCUGACUCCGGGGCCUCGAGUGUGGAUCCGGAUCCGCCUAGAGGCCACGGCGCCGGCCGGCCUCGGCCCAGCGCAGGGAAACCCAGGCCCUCCGUCUGAGGAAGCGGGAGGCCGCGGCGUUGAGAUACUGCGGGCGCUGAAGUGUCGGUUAUGUGAGCGGUCUGGAGUCGGGCGGUAGCCCGAGAGCCGGCGAAGCUCGCGGCUGGAGGUCGUGGAAGCAUUUAAAUUCUGUGUCCUGUAGAUGUUAAUGUUCUGAUGUGUUACUGUGCUCAUCUGCUUUGUAAAUAGCACACACGUUUGGAAACGGGUCCGUUAAAUUUUUAUCUGAGCCUAACCCUGGGCGUUCUGGCCGGUCUUUCUUUGUCUGAGAGCUCAUCCAUCCAGAGCCGCCAAAAUAGCUGGGCCAGGAAAGAAACGACGAAACCCUGAGCCAGAUCCCAUCAGUGACGCAAGCAGUGCUCCUCUGUCAGCCAAGUGGCUGAAAAUGGCCAGUACAGCCGAGAAUGGCAGGAGGAGACUGGGACGGAAUCGGGAGGAGGCCGCAAACAAGAAGAAGCUGAAGGACAAAGUCAAUCAGGAGAACAAAGAUGGGAAAAUUACCACUGACAGUGAACCAAAGAAAGGUUUACCAAGCAAUCAAGAUGCUUUGCACGGUAUAGGUAGUGAUGAUCUGUUUGUUGACUGGAAACAGAAUGCAGAUGAGGUUAUUGUGAAGUUGAAGCCAGGCGAGGGAAACCUAAAGGUUGAUGAGAUUGAUGCAGCUUUCACAGACUCUGACUGCAUCGUUACACUACCAGAUGGACGCCAGUGGAGUUGUCAGUUCCACGAAGAGAUUGAGAGCUCGUGCACUAAGUUGCAGUACAAGGAGAAGGGAAAAUUCCUGCAGCUUGUUAUGCCAAAGAAGAUUCCUCUAUACACAUGGUCAUCACUCAUGAAGAAGAAAAAUAAAGGGCAGGCCACGAUUAUUCCACCAAAGGAUGCUGGGAAAGAGAAGGUUUCACCCAUUGAAAGUUCCGAAGAGGUGAAAUCGGGAAAAUUGUCUGACCUCACGGAAAAAAGAACAAAAUCCGAGCGCGGAAUCAAACGCCCCAUCAAAGUGAAAGCCCCGGGAAAGACAGAAUCGCCGCCUGAGCCUGGGGUAAAACGUACCAUUCAGUGUAAGAAUCUGGAUAACACUCGAGUUAUCCACGAGCCCAUUGCAACGCAGCCUGUCUACGUCAAGUCCAGUGAAGGAACCGACUCUGUCUCCUUUGAAAAGGACGCAAAGUGUGCUGAAAGUCCAAAAACUGCAGCAAAUGAACUUCGUAUAAGUGACUCUGAUGGAGGACUAUUGGAUUCAACAGUUGAAUGUAAGGUGAAGAGGAAUGGCCGGGGUCCUCAGGGAGACUGGCACAUGGAGGAGAAAUGUGAGGCCAAUGCAGGGCUAGUAUCGACUGAGAAAGCUGAGUUGGAAGUGACCGAGAAGGAGAAACUGCUUGCUGAGAGCCAUGAUAUCAACGCUACAUCAGCUCGAUUAUUCUGUGAAAGUGUGGCACAGCCUUCAGGUGUAAAUGUUCCCGUGAAUCCAAUAGUAGGUGACACUGGGACAAAGGCUCAGGAAUCUGUUGGAAACUGUCCUGAGGUUGCUGAUGUAACUGUUGAAAGGACAGUGACAUGGAGUGAUUCUGUAAAUGAGAAUUCUGACACAUCUGUUGGAAGCCAAAUGGACCCUAUCAAACAACUGACUGAAGGGCAGGUCCCAUUAGAAAGGCCUAGUGAGGACACCACAUCGCCGUCUCACUCAUCUAUGGAGAGCACCAACCAGAUGAAGGAAAGUCUUUCUGAGGAAAAAGUUGAAGUGCCAGAUGGUUAUGUGAAUCUGAGCUUUGUCAAGUAUGACUCGUAUGAGAAGGGCACAGAUGCAAUGGUGGUCCAUGUGUACGUGAAGGAGAUCUGCAAAUCCACGUCGAAGGUGCUCUUCCGCGAACAAGACUUUACCCUGAUUUUCCAAACCAGCCACGAGCCAUUUCUGCGUAUCCACCCUGACAGUGGACCAAACACCAUCUUCAAGUGGCAGGUGAAAGUUCGGAACCUGAUUAAUCCAGAGCAGUGUCACUAUACCUUCACGGCAUCACGUAUUGACAUCUGUCUGAAGAAGAGGCGGAACCAGCGGUGGGGAGGGCUCGAAGCCCUAGCAGCACAAGGUGCAGUGGGUGGUGCCAAAGUAGCUGUGCCUGCAGGUCCGCCGUCACUAGACAAAGCUCAGCCUGGGAGCAGCCAGCACACACUUCCUCCCAAGGAGGAGCCACGCUCAAAUGAGAAGGAGAAGAUACGCUCUGAGGAGGCCAGCCUAGACCCGGUGGCAAUCAGGCCAGCGCACGAGAAUGUCCAGGUUAAGCAGGACACGCUGGUAACAUCGCCCAAGCCUACCUGUAUGGUGACUCCAAUGACUCACAGCGUCACUGGGGCUGAACAUACAGAGGAGGAAGAGGAAGAAAAGAAGGUCUGUCUUCCAGGCUUUACAGGAUUGGUCAACUUGGGCAACACUUGCUUCAUGAACAGUGUCAUCCAAUCGUUAUCCAACACGCGGGAGCUUCGUGACUACUUCCACGAUCAAUCCUUUGAGUCUGAAAUAAAUUACAACAACCCUCUGGGAACGGGCGGACGACUGGCCAUUGGUUUUGCAGUGCUUUUGAGGGCUCUGUGGAAAGGAACGCACCAUGCCUACCAGCCGUCUAAGCUGAAGGCUAUUGUGGCCAGUAAAGCCAGCCAGUUCACUGGUUACGCACAGCACGAUGCACAGGAGUUUAUGGCAUUUCUGCUGGAUGGCCUGCAUGAGGACCUUAAUAGGAUACAGAACAAACCGUACACAGAGACAGUGGACUCCGAUGGACGCCCCGAUGAGGUGGUGGCAGAGGAAGCUUGGGAGCGUCACAAGAUGCGAAAUGAUUCCUUCAUUGUGGACCUGUUCCAGGGCCAGUACAAGUCCAAGCUGGUGUGUCCCAUGUGUUUCAAGGUAUCGAUCACAUUUGAUCCGUUCCUCUACUUAUCUGUCCCACUGCCACAGAAGCAGAAGGUGCUGACUGUUUUCUAUUUUGCUAAAGAGCCCCAUAUAAAACCCAUCAAGAUCUUGGUGAGUGUGAGCAAGGAAAAUGCCAGUGCCACGGACAUCUUUGAAGCUGUUGCCCGGAAUAUGAAGGUAAAAGUAGACUCUCUUCGACUAGCUGAGGUUGUGAGAAAUAGAUUCCAGCGGCUAUUUCUGGCAUCUCAGUCCCUGGAUACAGUGUCUCCCAGUGAUACACUCUUCUGCUUCGAGGUGCUGUCUCAAGACCUUACAAAGGAGAGAGUAGUCGAGUUGCAAGUACAACAGAGGUUGUUAAUCCCAAACAUCGCGAUCAACAAGUGUGCUGCCUGCCAGAAGCCACAACAGCCGGAGGAGAAACUGCGUCGUUGCACCAGCUGCUACCGAGUUGCCUACUGCAACCAGACUUGUCAAAUGAAUCAUUGGUCAGAUCACAAAAACCAAUGCAGAGCAGAAAACAUCGGCUUGCCCUUCAUAAUUAGUGUGCAGGAAUCGCGGCUUACCUAUUCCAGGCUGACUCAACUGUUGGAGGGAUAUUCAAGAUAUUCAGUUAAUGUGUUCCAGCCCCCAUUCCAACCUGGUCGAAUCUCACCUGAGCCACCCCUUUCCAAGAUGGACAAUAUGCAGCCCAGCACUGGAAUCAGUCCCGGCUCUGAAACUGGAGAUGGAAAUCUGCCACUGGAAGUUCAGGAACGAGACUUCCGACCCCUCCAACGUACUCACAUCACUAGCUCUAUGUCUGAGCCCCUCCUGGCCUCUGCUUUCUUAAAGGGAACAAGCUGGCCAGGUAGAGAGAGGGAUUCAAUUCACAGCUACGACUCGGGGUUCUCGGAAAUGCAGCCGGAAUCACAGGACCACUUGGGAUGUGAGAAGGAAACCUCUUACGAGAAAGCUCCAAAGCCUGAGGCUGUGAUUCCUGGUUACCAGCAACCGUCUGCAUCAGUACGUUUUCACACACCACAGUUUUACAUCAAACUCAUUGACCCAUCAAACAAAGAGCAGAAAAUGGAAGACAAAGGUGAUGCUCCCUUGGAACUUCCUGAUAAUGUUUCUUUAGCAAUGGUUUGGAAGAACAAUGAGCGGCAGAAAGAGUAUGUGCUGGUGGAAUCCAAAGAACUUGAGUACAUUGAAGAUCCCAAUUCAGCCAAUGAAGCAGCCAAAGCCGGCUACUUCACACUGGAGCAAUGUCUGAAUCUUUUCACUAAACCCGAGGUGCUGGCACCUGAGGAAGCCUGGUACUGUCCCAAAUGUAAACAGCAUAGGGAGGCAUCCAAGCAGUUGAUGUUAUGGUGGCUCCCAAAUGUCCUCAUCAUUCAACUGAAACGCUUUUCCUUUCGCAAUUUCAUCUGGAGAGACAAAAUCAAUGAUAUGGUGGAGUUUCCUGUCAGGAACUUGGACCUGAGUAAGUUCUGCAUUGGUCAGAAGGAUGACCGACAGCCUCCUGUCUACGAUCUGUAUGCAGUAAUCAAUCACUAUGGUGGAAUGAUUGGGGGUCAUUACACUGCCUAUGCACGCCUACCUAAUGACAAGAACAGUCAGCGGAGUGAUGUGGGUUGGCGCCUCUUUGACGACAGCACUGUCACAACGGUUGAUGAAAGCCAAGUGGUAGCUCGGCAUGCCUACGUGCUGUUCUAUCGCCGCCGCAAUUCUCCCGUAGUGAGGCCUUCACGGACAAGAGCUGCUACUCGGGGAGCAGAGUGCCCAGCAGAGACGGAUGGAACAGCCUCCCAGGCUUCUAGUCAGGCAGUGCGGGGGGCAGGUCUGGACCCCGAAGACUCUCCCCAGCUGACUGCAGACACGGUGUCUGACUUGUUCACACAUCCAGCCGAGCACUGCACCCCGGCCUAUGGAAACGUGGAGGAAGUAGACUGAUCAUGGGGACUGUGUAUAAAACUGCAUGUCGCAGCAAGAGACCUGGCACUUUGGACAAAAAAAAUACAAUCCCUCAAUUCAUAAAACUAAUUUAUUUCCCUUUUUCCUCCCUCAACCUCAACUCCGUGUACCUUCCCCAUGCCUGUGUCUGGGGCCUGAACUGUAGCCACUAGGAACGAGAUGGUUGGGGACAAUUUGUUUUGGUGUUUUGAUGCUGUUCUGGGUGAGAACACUGCUGAAGUGGGUUUUUAAAUAAGUGUGUUUGAAUAAUGAUUCUGUUACCAAUGUGCACACGAAUGGAUCAUCAGCACUGAUGUGCUCUUUGUUCUGGCAAUAACAUCCGGGGUCACCUGUUUAUGAUUAUUGUUUCAGCUAUUGUUUAAAACCUCUCUUCACGCUGCUUUAUAUAUAUAUAUAUAUAAAAAGGGGUCCUUUUGAUUUGUAUAAUGUUUUCUGAAUCUUUGAAGGAAGGAAAAGCAAAAGGAAGAUUGUUUUUGUUUGUAUGCUUGCAAGUGAAGAUGGUAAGCAUUGGAGAGCAGAGCCAGCAGAGGUACUGUGGUGCUCUUCGGGGUGUGCAUUGGAUUCAUGGCUCAACAUAACAUGAAACGAGCCCAGAGGAAUUGUACUUCUGUAGUAAAAGGCAUUGGUGUUAAUCAGACUAUCUGCUGGCUGAGAGGAGAAUGGAGUGAUUUCUUGACCUCUGUGUGCUCUUAUAAUUGGUGAUAUCUUUGCAUGAAGGUUAUUCUCAAUGCUUUUCCCCACCCCCUCUAAACCUCUCGGGAAAAUUGGUGUCCUUGAGUGCUGAAGCUCGUCUCUAAGUUACCCAUGUUUUUUGACAUCUGUCAGUGGUAUAGAAAUGUGCGCAUGCGUGUGGGUGUGUGGGUAUUUGUGUGUGAGGGCAUGAUCGCAUUUUCCUUUUGUGAUAUUGGUGAUCUGUCAUUCAUGCAAUUGGAAAGAAAGCUGGAUGUCCUCUCAACACACUGGGCUCUACGAAACAACACAGCAACUGUUGUGCAGCCUGCUGAAUAGUAAUUACAGCUUAAAUUGGAUCAUUCAGGGUUUCCUUGCAAUUCAGUUGCCCAAAAAAUACAGUGCAACUAUAAUAACCAGCAUUUUAGGGAUUUCUGCCUUGUCAUUUUAUCCAACUAACUCUCAAUUGCUUCAAGUUAAGUAUUACCUGAGGGAAAGCGGCCCCACAAUAUGGUGACUAACGCAGGAAUCAACACAGUGCCCAAUCUUCUGUCUACUCCUACUUCGGCUGAAAGAUGUGCUCAAGGUGAGGCUGCUUUUGCAGCCAGUGGGCAAGGCUGACAAUCACCGGGAGAAGCCACAUUUCCUUUUGUACCAACUUCCAUUACCAAGGAGCAGCAACCAUUGAGUUUCUGAAGCUGUUGUUAAAUCCACAAGCUGACUCUCUACCUUCCCUUUCCAAUAUAAAUUUCCAAAGACACUUUUCCCUUAUUGAAUUGGUUUCCUAUUUUAUUCUCAAAAUGUAUUUGCUAUAAUAUACUAAAAAACAAACUCCAGUGGGCUUGGCUCGUGUCUCAUUAUUUCAGUAGCUGCAUGUAAUCCCCUGUUAACCAUGGUUUAUUCUGAAUCUUCUCCCAGUGGAUCUAUGUGUUUAGCGAUUCAGGGUAAGAGCUGUACAGGCCUAUAUGUGCGACCAGUUAGGCCCUUAUAGCAGGCUCCCCCUUCCACACAGCUAAUGCAGGCAUUGCUCAUCAGCUUUGAACUCAGCCUUAGGGACUCCAACUCUGGAUUUUUUUUCUCUGUUUACUCCUGAAGCCUUCCCCAUGAGUGGGGUUUAGCCACAAGGCAGUGGAGGUUUGAGAUCAGUUUUCCUUCUAGAUGAGCUGCCAACCAUGGCUGAUGAGCCCCAUCUUCUCAAAUCAACUGGUUUUAAGAUGCCAGUAAUCUGCCUUUGCCCCUUCUCCUGUCAGUAGAAAUGGUUCUGCUGGGCUUGGUAGCUAAGUGACACAUGAAGGCAGGUAGCUGGAUUUGGUUGUCAGUGGCUACUUGAGGCACACAUUAUUGGGAGCAUUUAAUAGGUAGUGGGAGCUUAUUCCCACUAUCUCCCCUGGCUAUAACAACCUCAAGGAAGCUGGUUGACCAGUAUAUAAUGAAUAAAACCUCACCCCAGCACUCCUCAUGUGCCACUGCCUCUUAUUACCAAUCCCUCAUUGUGAUUCACCUUCUUUCCAGAGCUCUUCAGCCCAUUUGGUGAAGACAUUUUCAGGAUUUAGACCUUGUCUUUAAGUACAUGAGGGGGGAGAUUGGGUUCUUGAUAUCCAGUAUGAAGUUCCGCGCAUGGGGAUUGUGGAGACAUGAUAGGACAGUGAUUGCACCUUUCUUCUCCAAUCCUGCUCAUCUCAUCUGGUGAGUAAGUGCCUUCCUGAACAACCAGCAGGGAAGAUUUGGGACAUGAUUAUUUCCUGUUUUGGGGGAAGUCUAAGACUCGAGGGCACAGUCUCAGAAUACAAGGACAUCCCUUCAGAACAGGGUUCAGGGGGAAUUUCUUUAGCCACAGUGUGAUGAGUCUGGAAUUCACUGCCACACACCUAUGGACGCCAAGUCAGUGGGUAUAUUUGAAGUGGAGAUUAAUAGGUUCUUGAUUAGUUGAGAGGGAUAAUAAAUCAGCAUUAUGGAAUGGCGGAGCAGACUCAAUGGGCCAGAUAGACAAAUUCAGAACCAAUGUCUUAUGGUCUCAUGUCAGAAAGCCACAAGACAUGUUGGGAAUAGGAAAGUAAGCAAAAUUGUAUUUCUAUUUUUAUGCGAGUGGCCUUAAUUGCGUUGACUUUAAUGUUAUAUCGGCGGUUAACAGGCACAAGCUUUAUUUCCGGUGGCUGAGGACUCUUUGCCUCCAAAAGUUGGGGCUGCAGGCUAGGAAUGCCAUUAGGUACAGAGCCCUUGGACACUGCCUCCGAUUUCCUGAAGUGCACUUGAGAUUCUGAAAUGUCUAACAGAAGAAAUUAUUCUGUUUCAGUUCCUAUUCACAGAUCGGCAGCUUUUUUAAAUAGUAGAACGUGUGCAUAACUUCACUUUUCUCAAUCUUUUCCUCUUCACUCCUGCUAUUGUCCCAACAUUUCAAUUUCCUUCCCCUUCCUUGCUCUUUCCUCCUUUCAUGCUCACUUUCCAGCCACAUUUUCCCCCCUCCUACACACAUUCCUCCCCUUCCCACGUGCACACCAUCUUUUUCUGUUUUAAAUACUAUUCCUGUAUCUCCCUCACGUUAUCAGGCAGUUCCCCAAUGAUGUUUACUGAUUUAUAGUUGCCCUCUAUCUCUCUCUCUCUCUCUCGCUCUCUCUCUCUCUCUCUCUGCAGCCACAACUUGAUCAAAAUUUGUCAAGAAGAAUUGUUUACUUCAGUUUGAUCUCAUUUUGAUUAAACACAUGAUAGUUCUG